UUAACCCCUUUGCGUCGGCGCCUCCCGGCCCUUUAAGGGUUUCAGAAGCCGGGAGGCGGGGUUUAGGGUCAUGUGACCGCCGUGACAUGCCGUCACAUGAUCGGGAAAGGUCCCGAUCGAAAGAGGAGACCGGGACCUUUCCGUGAGUACCGGACAUGUGUGCUGGGAGCGUGCAGGGCACGCGCUCUCAGCACGUCUUUUUUUAAUAGAAUGCAAAUGUGCGGCCGCUCAGCGUCUAGGCCCAGAUGUGGGAGGCUGCACAUUUGCGUUCGGCCGGCGUGAAGAGAUUAAGCUG
Staurois parvus is the source of this 295-nucleotide messenger RNA. The record is from the annotation of a GenBank genome assembly. NCBI's taxonomy places the organism in Eukaryota, Metazoa, Chordata, Amphibia, Anura, Ranidae.